UCUCAACCCUUGAAGGUGCGAUUGAAGCUUCCUUGGUUCACACUUGCGAAAUCGACAUUUAGGUACAGUUGUUCCCAUGGCUGGCCGUAGAAGAUCGUCUAGCACUGGAAAUGAGAGACGACAGAAGCUACGACAAGACCGUCCGUCUUCGUCAAGGCCACAAGAGGAAGACCCCGCUGCUGUCGACCUCCCAUUCGGAUACUUGUUCGAGAAUGACCCGGUGGUUCAUGAAUCUUUUGUUCGUGACUUUGUUAACCGACCGAUUUGUGGGGCCAAAUCACUUGAUACAGCCCUUUUUGAACAAGAAGGUUUUAACAUUGUGAGGUGGUUGGAGGAAUCACAUCUUAGGACCUUGGCUGAACUGUCGUGCUCAUAUUCUGAGCUGCAUGUACGGGCCUUCUACCAUAACCUCAGCUACCAUCAGGGUGAGCUGAGGUCUAGGGUCUGCGGGGUGGACAUAUACAGGGACGUGCAGAAGGGAAAUGAAAGAUUUAGACAUAUACAGGGACGGUUCAAGGGUGUUGAAGAUAGGCUUGCUCGUCUAGAGCUUGGACGAGGACAGCAGAUUGAGGAUGUUGCAGGGCAGGGGGCUGAUGUGUCAGAUGAGGAUGACGAGGAGACGGCGUCCGAGGAGGAUUAGAUUUAGGGUUUAUGUUUCUAUUUUACGUUUGUAGUGUAUGUUGUUAUGUAAUUGACUUCGGUCUUCCUAUUUGACAU
Messenger RNA from Gastrolobium bilobum, 717 nucleotides. RefSeq lists its product as uncharacterized. Bases 77 to 640 code for a protein of 187 amino acids. The transcript has 2 exons. NCBI's taxonomy places the organism in Eukaryota, Viridiplantae, Streptophyta, Magnoliopsida, Fabales, Fabaceae. The record is from RefSeq and is a predicted model, not a curated record.